Molecule: messenger RNA, 1716 nt
Organism: Neocloeon triangulifer
Lineage: Eukaryota; Metazoa; Arthropoda; Insecta; Ephemeroptera; Baetidae
Exons: 2
Coding region: 19-1575 (518 amino acids)
Source: RefSeq, a predicted model, not a curated record
UCUGCCUCCAAAAUCAUCAUGCGCCACACGCUGUGGAUGCUGAGCAUCUGCGCCUUCAUUUGCGUCCUAGCGACCGCGAAGGCGCAGGAAAACCACAGAGACGUGCACAGACAUCACUUAUUUCGCUCGCGAAUCAACAAAGUGCGAACCUCCCCUGCUCCAUCGACCACCCCUGAGCCAAUCAGCAGCACCACCGAAGCUCCUUCCACCACUGAAACCCCUGCAGCCAAGGAAUUGAUAGAAUCGACCAACUCAACUGACACUCAGGAAAUCGUGCUUUCGCCAAGUGAAUCUUCCAGCUCGAACACAUCAAGCACGGCGGAAACACCAAAGGCCGAGAAACUUUUCGGUCUGCCCGACCUGAGAACGCACCUUUUGGCGCAGCAGCAGCGACAACAGCAGCUCGCCUUUGCUGCGAUCAGGGCAGCUACUCAGACGCCUAACUUUGGCCACCCCUUCCAACAGGCCUCGGUGUCCGACCUGCAGCAGUUGCUCGCCCUCAUGCAACAGGCGCAGCAAGGCAACCAAUUCACCUUUUACUCUCCACAGCAGCCUCAGCAGUUCGGAUUUGGGCCCACGGCCGGAACUAGUGGUGCCCAGCAGGGUCUUUACCAACAGCCCACCUACCAACCCACCCCUGCGUUUUUCGCCCCCAACCCCUCUCAAUACGGUCAGCCUGGCCAAUCCUUCGAGGGAGCGAUCACCCUCCCGUACAACCCCCCACCUACCCCUAGCUUCGUUUUUCACAACGGUGCCUAUCACAUUCAGGGCGGUUCCGCCGUGACCCCAGCCGGGCCUCAGCAGCAGCUCCCUGGACCUGCACCAACUAGGUUUUCGGUGGGCACCCCUGUUCUCUCCGGACCAGUCGGACCGUCCAUUCAAGAACCUCCGCAGGAAGUGCCUCGGCCUCCUGGUCUUUACGUGAAUCGUCCUAACAGACCAUCGAACCUGCCUCCACCCUCACCCCCUCCCCUUCCGCGGCCACCCCAGUUCUCCAAUACGGUUUUCCAAAGCUCGGGAGGACAAACUUUCAGCACGCCUUUGCAGCUCCAACCCACUUUCACCACCCAACAGCAAGAUCAGCAGCCACCCUUUGGUCCAGCUCAGGGUCAGCCACCCUUUGGUCAAGCUCAAGGUCAACAACCUUUUGGCCCAGCACAGGGUCAGCAACCUUUCGGGCCAGCUCAGGGUCAGCAACCUUUCGGGCCAGCUCAGAGUCAACAACCUUUUGGUCCUGCUCAGGGUCAACAACCCUUCGCUCCACACAAGAAUCAACCACCCUUUGUGCAACCGCCACCCUUUUUGCAGCAACAGCCAGGCUCUCAACAGCAGCAGUUCUUUAACUCUCAACAAGAUUUUCCGUCCCAACAGCAACCACCGUACCCCAACCAGGCGGCAGGUGCAACACAAUUUAACACCCCGUUCAGCAGAACGCCCGUGUUUUUCCCUCCGGCACCACCCCAGGCGUUCACGAAAGAAACUAAGGACGUUCAGGCUGAAGAGGUUGUCGAUGAAAACGAAGUCAAAGAAGAAAAAGAAGCCUCCACCACCUACACAUUCGUUAAGAGCUAUUAAAUUUAAUUAAUUAAUUCGAAAUAUAGUCUGAAAGUUUCCUCUCUGCGCCAAACAAAAUGUUGAAAACUUGAGAAGAGUUAAUUUAAUUUAUGUAAUUUUAGAUAAGAAUUAAGAACUUAAUAAAUAGUGAUUUAGUAGUAC